UACUUUUUGGUGUGCUAGAUUAGUCAAAGUAUACUCCCCUAAGCUCACGUUUAUAAAUAGACUUACAGUUUAUUUCUUUCUCCAAAGAAACAGGUUAAGCUCAUUAGUCAUUAAAGCUCUCUCACAAAAUCCGCCUGUUAUUGCUUCCUCUAAAACAUGAAGCAAAAAAUAGUGAUCAAGGUGCGGAAUGACUGUGACAAAUGCACAAGAAAGGCCAUGAAGAUUGCCUGCAAAGCAAAUGGUGUGAACUCAGUGGCAAUAGAAGGAUCUGAUAGAGAUCAGUUGGUGGUGAUUGGUGAAGGUGUUGACUCUGCUAACUUGACCUGCUCGUUAAGGAAGAAGCUUUGCUAUGCCGCUUUAUGGAGCGUGGAAGAAGUGAAGGCAAAACCAAAACCAAAACCAGAAGAGAAACCAGUUCAGAAGCCAAACAAACACCCAUCUUCAACAUGUUCUUGUGGCUGUCCUCAGUUACCCAUGUGCCCUCAAUAUCCACCAUAUCCCAUGUUAUAUGAAGCGAAAGUCUAUGAUUAUACUCCGAAUCAAAGUUACUGCCCCAUCAUGUGAUAUCCAACGUUUUCUAAAAUAAGAAGUUUUGGACAAAACAAUUAAUUUUCACAUGUUCUAUUAGGGCAUGAUAUGAUUAAUGCAUAAUAAAAAUAGUAUUAAUAAUGGUGAAUUCAGACCAGUGGUAUUGUUCUAAUUACAUGCCAAUUUGGCAGUUUUGAAAAAUGUUAUGUUCCUAACAUUAUUGUUAGGUUGAGAUGUGUUAAAUUAUGGAUGUUUCUCGCUAGGUUGAUCUUUUGAGCAAUUGCUAGAACAAUAAAGAAGCAACUGGUAUAUUCUUGUUAAACAUAUAUAUAUAUAUAUAUAUAUAUAUGACAUGGAUCAAGGGAGGUUUUAUGGUGCUUUUUUAAUUUCUAAAGGAAUAUAAUGUAUCUGUGCAUCAGUACAUGGCAUGCUGGUCUUCACAAGCAAGAUUGGCAAUGGCAACAGGACUAACAAUUGGGUACUGGAUGCUCUGAUAAGUGACAUCAAUGUUUCUAAUAAUGCAGCAUUAUGCAUACGUGGCUGUCUCAUCCUUUAUGAACAAAUGGUCUCCCAAACUCUCGGCUCUCAUGCUGGUUCCCUUGUUUGCUUUUGUUGCUAUGGCUGCUGUAAUAUUAGUACUUUUGUACCUUCUUUUUUUCUUUUUCUUUUUUCAGUUUCCUUGUACUUUGUGAUUGAAGUAUCAAAAACAAAAUGAUUGAUA
Messenger RNA from Quercus robur (English oak), 1249 nucleotides. Its product is annotated as heavy metal-associated isoprenylated plant protein 47-like. The transcript is spliced from 3 exons. The record is from RefSeq and is a predicted model, not a curated record. Gene Ontology annotation, molecular function: metal ion binding. The coding region runs from base 157 to 564 and encodes 135 amino acids. NCBI's taxonomy places the organism in Eukaryota, Viridiplantae, Streptophyta, Magnoliopsida, Fagales, Fagaceae.